AUGGUGGUGGUGGAGGAUGGGAGAGGUGGUGGUGGUGGCGGCGGCGGCGGAGGAGGAGGUGAUAGUGGUGGAGUUGGUGGUGAAGGUGAUCAUGGUGGUGGAGGUGGUGAUAGUGGUGGAGUUGGUGGCGGAGGUGAUCAUGGUGGUGGAGGGGGUGGUGGCGAAGGUGGUAAUGGAGGUGAUGGUGGAGGUGGCGGUGAUGGUGGUGAAGGAGGUGGUGGUGGAGAAAGUGGUGAUGGUGGAGGUGGUAAUGGAGGCGGUGGUGGAGAUAUAGGAGGUGAUGGUGGUGGAGGAGGUGGCGGUAGAGAAAGUGGUGAUGGAGAUGGUGUUGGACGUGGUGGUUGA
This is a messenger RNA of Mesocestoides corti, 345 nucleotides long. NCBI's taxonomy places the organism in Eukaryota, Metazoa, Platyhelminthes, Cestoda, Cyclophyllidea, Mesocestoididae. The record is from the annotation of a GenBank genome assembly.